AGGUUAACAUGUCACUGCCAUCCUUAACUCCAUUUCCGGCUGUCUGAUUCCGUCGUCUGAAUUCUGGUCCGGUCGGAGUCGGAUUUCCAGGACUUCAGCUGCAACCUCAGCAUUUAGCAAUGAACACCUCCUUGUUUCUUUUCAGCUCUCUCUGUUUCUUCCUCGGUCUUCUCGGCCAGAGGGUUUCAUCACAAGAACUUGCUAGCACCCCGCCGAGGGGUUGGAACUCGUAUGACUCGUUUAUCUGGGUUAUUACGGAGGAUGAGUUCCUGGAAAGUGCCCAAAUUAUGAAAGAGAAGCUCCUUCCUAAGGGAUAUGAGUAUGCUGUGGUGGAUUACCUGUGGUACAGGAAGAAAGUUCCUGGCGCUGAUGUCAAAUCUUAUGGAUUUGAUGUAAUCGAUGAAUGGGGGAGGCCGGUGCCUGAUCCAGAUAGGUGGCCUUCGUCGAAAGAUGGGACAGGGUUCACUGAAGUGGCAGCAUUUGUACAUAGCUUCGGUCUGAAAUUCGGGAUCCAUGUCAUGAGAGGAAUAAGUACACAGGCAUUUGAUGCGAAUACCAAGAUCUUGGACGUCAGAACGGGGUCUCCUUAUGAAGAGGGUGGAAGACAAUGGACUGCAAAAGAUAUAGGGAUCCCGGACAGGAGGUGCGCAUGGAUGGACAAGGGAUUCAUGAGUGUGAAUGCCGAGUUGGAUGCCGGAAAGGCCUUCUUGCGGUCACUCUACUACCAGUAUGCUGACUGGGGUGUUGAUUUUGUAAAAAAUGACUGCGUGUUUGGUGAUGACUUAGAUGUACCUGAAAUAACCUAUAUUUCAGAGUAUCUGCAGCAACUGCAUGCACUUGGGCAACAUCCUAUAUUGUAUUCUCUAUCUCCCGGAACCAGUGCAACGCCUGAUAUGGCCAAGCCUAUAAAUGGGAUGGUCAACAUGUACCGUAUAACCGGGGAUGAUUGGGAUUCAUGGGGAGAUAUUCUAGCCCAUUUUGAUGUAGCCAGGGAUUUUGCUGCUGCUAAUAUGAUAGGAGCCAAAGGCAUGCUGGGGAAGUCAUGGCCUGACUUAGAUAUGCUACCGUUGGGAUGGCUUAGUGCACCAGAAACAAAUGACGGUCCACACAGAUGGUCGAAUCUCAAUUUAGAUGAGCAAAGAACACAGAUGACUUUGUGGUCUAUGGCCAAGUCUCCUAUCAUGUUUGGAGGAGAUUUGAGAAAACUUACAGAUGAAUUAAUGAGAAUGCUCACAGAUGAUGCCUUGCUGGACAUAAAUUCUUUUAGCUCAAAUAAUAGGGAGUUUACACUCUUUACAAGUAAUGUGAGCACAGCCGUUAAGCAAGAUGAUCGAGUUCGCACCAAGCAAUCAAGAAGACAUCUGACAAACUCAAAAACUUCAAAUACACAUUCUCUCGGCCUCACUACCUGUGCAGAUGCGAAAGCAAUUGGUUGGUCUGCUCAAGCUCUUGACCGAGAUCUUGAACACAUCUGCUGGAGAGAUAACUCAAGGAGCAAACACCGGGCACCUUUUUGCUUAAACAAAAGAGAUUCUCUCUUGGCAAUAGAUGAAGACAUAACGGACAAACAGCGAUAUCAGGGGAAGGUCAAUUUAUUAGCAAGUGAUAGAAAGGACCUUUGCUUGCAUGCUUCUCCUACACAAAAGGUUACUUCAAAGGACGUUAAGAGAGGUUUCUUUUCACCUUGUAGAUGGGAUGCGAACCAGAUGUGGGAGUUGAACCCCAAUGGAACCUUGGUGAAUAGUUAUUCCGGCCUCUGCGCAAGAAUUGAUUCUUUUGAAGAUAACAAAGCCGUCACUGAUGUUGCUCGCUCUUGGAUUGCAACUGGAACACCAGAUGAAGUAUACGUAGCGUUUUUCAAUCUGGUUGGCGACUGGGCUACUAUAACCGCGCAAAAAGCAGACAUAGCCAAAGAACUUCCAAUGACGAAAUUGGCCAGCGGUUCGUGCAGGGGAAUAGAAGAAUGGACCGGACAAGACUUGGGGAUUGUAGGCGACACAAUUUCAGUUUCGGUUCCGUCGCACGGGGCUGCUCUGAUUAUCCUGACCUGCAGUUAGUGCAGUAUAAUCCAGAGCCUUUUUGGGUCUAGUUUUGCUUGUUUCUCCUUCCCCUUCUUUCUUUAUCUGCAAGUAAAAGGGAAAAGGGGAGUGGCACAUGCUGUAAUAUAUGUGAUAUGCAGGCCCCAUCAUGGAAGGAAAAAUAUUCACCUUUGAGAAUGAAGGAAUAAGAUUGUCUUCACUUUAUAUACGACAUGUGUUCUUAUUUUGGUUGGUGGAGGCUAAAAUCUAUCUUUUUCGUUAUUUUUAUGUUAUGAGGUCAUGCCUAGUGUCA
Messenger RNA from Malus domestica (apple), 2331 nucleotides. RefSeq lists its product as uncharacterized. Gene Ontology annotation, molecular function: hydrolase activity, hydrolyzing O-glycosyl compounds. The record is from RefSeq and is a predicted model, not a curated record. Gene Ontology annotation, biological process: carbohydrate metabolic process. Lineage: Eukaryota; Viridiplantae; Streptophyta; Magnoliopsida; Rosales; Rosaceae.